AUGUGUGAAAAAGGAAGAGGAGUGACGAUGGUUCUCCACCAACCAAACGGAGACUGGACGGAGGUCCGACGGAGGAAAAACAACAACAAAACCCAGGUGAGCAAAAAUGACAUUACUAACUUCUACGUGGCGGGAUUCCUUGAUGGAACAAGAAAGGAGGAGUUACGGAAACCAUUCGAUAGAUUCAGGAAGGUAGUGGAUGUGUACUUUGGCCUCAAAAAAGAUUACCACAAGAAGAAUUUUGCAUUCGUCAGGUAUGUCAACAUCGCAGAUGCCAAGGAAUUGGAGAACAAACUACAAGGUACCAGAUGUAAGAAUACGGUACUAGAAGUCAACAUCUCGAAGCACCAACGUAAAACCACCCUACGUCGGUCCCAUGAAUCUCGUCAACAACCCACAAAAGGGCAGACAACACCUCCGAGCACCUUUCACGGUGCCCCCACGCAUAUACCGGCGAUGAAAGAUAACAUAACUUGUGCUCAAGUAACAUCCGAUUGGAACAGGCGGGAGCCAAAGAACACAACUCCUCCAGUAGAACUCAACCCAAACACCCAAAUGAAGGAAUGGAUAAAGAAAAAUGUAUUGAUUGGAGAAAUGUAUAGCCUGGACCACAUUGCUACCUUACAUGUCACUGGUAUCAUGAACGAGGAAACAAAGUACCUCGGUGGUCUCAGACUCGCUAUCAGAUUUAAGUACUCUGUCGGUGCUAUAGAGUAUCUGAAUGAUAAGAAUCGUUGGAAGGACUAG
Molecule: messenger RNA, 747 nt
Organism: Lactuca virosa
Lineage: Eukaryota; Viridiplantae; Streptophyta; Magnoliopsida; Asterales; Asteraceae
Source: the annotation of a GenBank genome assembly